Messenger RNA from Pseudophryne corroboree (corroboree frog), 720 nucleotides. RefSeq names its product BUD31 homolog (gene BUD31). The record is from RefSeq and is a predicted model, not a curated record. Gene Ontology annotation, cellular component: spliceosomal complex; nucleus. Gene Ontology annotation, biological process: mRNA splicing, via spliceosome. NCBI's taxonomy places the organism in Eukaryota, Metazoa, Chordata, Amphibia, Anura, Myobatrachidae. The transcript is spliced from 5 exons. Bases 40 to 591 code for a protein of 183 amino acids.
UAAUGGCCAGAAAGUCAGCAAGGACCCCAACAGGAAGAGAUGUCAUCCUUUCGCACCGGCGCGGAAGCAGAUGUAGGAAAGAGUUUCCGGGUCAAAGAGUUGUUUGGUGGAGAGCUGGUGUGUCUGUGCGGUCUCUGCGUGCAGAUUCUAAUAACCAUGCCAAAAGUAAAGCGGAGUAGGAAGCCUCCUCCAGAUGGAUGGGAGCUUAUAGAGCCUACGUUAGAUGAACUGGAUCAGAAAAUGAGAGAAGCGGAGACUGAGCCUCAUGAAGGAAAGAGGAAGGUGGAGUCUCUUUGGCCAAUCUUCCGUAUUCAUCAUCAAAAAACUCGCUAUAUAUUUGAUCUAUUCUACAAGAGAAAAGCUAUAAGCAGAGAGCUAUAUGACUACUGUAUCAGAGAAGGGUAUGCCGACAAGAACCUGAUUGCAAAAUGGAAGAAACAGGGAUAUGAAAAUCUGUGCUGUUUGCGUUGCAUACAAACCAGAGAUACAAACUUUGGAACAAAUUGUAUUUGUCGAGUCCCCAAGGGCAAACUUGAAGUGGGGAGAAUUAUUGAAUGCACACACUGUGGCUGCAGAGGAUGCUCUGGAUAAAGACUUCUAACUCCUUCAGAUGUAGAUUCCAGACUAUUUUAAGAUGAUUGUCUUUAAAUGUUUUGUGUGCCUGCUUUGUGACUAGUUUUCAUUUUUUUCAAGUGUAUAUUAAACAUGCCUAUAAUACAA